Molecule: messenger RNA, 1730 nt
Organism: Culex pipiens pallens (northern house mosquito)
Lineage: Eukaryota; Metazoa; Arthropoda; Insecta; Diptera; Culicidae
Gene: Ubc6
Product: ubiquitin-conjugating enzyme E2-17 kDa
Exons: 3
Coding region: 536-991 (151 amino acids)
Biological process (GO): proteasome-mediated ubiquitin-dependent protein catabolic process; DNA repair; protein polyubiquitination
Cellular component (GO): HULC complex
Molecular function (GO): ubiquitin conjugating enzyme activity
Source: RefSeq, a predicted model, not a curated record
UCAUCGACCAAACUGCACGAGCGGAUCGAAUUUUUCUUGCAGGGCAAACAGCCAGCAGCUCGGGGUCGUCGUCGUCGUCGCGAGUAGAAGGAGUCAGCACAAAACGUCACUUUCGCGAGAGUUAUAUUUUGCUAAUCCAUCGUCAAGUUCGGGUCAUUUGGCGAGUUUUUUUCCGUUCGGAUUUACAAAAACGGUUCCCGCACGGGCACAACACACGGAAUCGGAUCGGGAAAUGUGCUGAUAUUAGUUUGGAAAGUCGCGGAAAAGGAAAAAAAACGCUGCCACAUUCGGUGGUGGAUCGUCCGGGUGUGUGUGAGCAGAGCACCGUAAAAAGAAGGAAGCUAAGCAGCAAAAUUACAUAAAGAAAAAGAAAAGUCCCGAGGAUUUUCCCAGCUGCAAGAAGGGAGGCCAACAACUGGGAGGAUUAUCAGCUGAGCGCGUCCACUGACCCCGUUCCUUGCGUGUGGCGGAGAUCGGAUUAGGACAUCCGGAAGUAACCUCCAGCAGCAGCUGCUAGGCCAAAAGGAAAAACAAAAUGUCAACUCCAGCUCGCAGACGACUGAUGAGGGAUUUCAAAAGACUGCAGGAGGACCCACCGACCGGAGUGUCCGGGGCGCCCACGGACAACAACAUCAUGAUCUGGAAUGCUGUGAUUUUCGGGCCGCACGACACACCGUUCGAGGACGGCACCUUCAAGCUGACGAUAGAGUUCACCGAGGAGUACCCGAACAAGCCGCCGACGGUUCGCUUCGUGUCGAAAAUGUUCCACCCGAACGUGUACGCCGACGGGGGCAUCUGUCUGGACAUUCUGCAGAACAGAUGGAGUCCCACGUACGAUGUGUCAGCAAUUCUGACCUCCAUACAGUCGCUGCUCAGUGAUCCUAAUCCAAACUCACCUGCAAACUCGAUGGCGGCUCAGCUGUACAAGGAGAACCGCCGGGAGUACGAGAAGCGAGUGAAAGCAUGCGUGGAACAGAGUUUUAUCGACUAGCCCAUUUCCCGCACGAUCCGCCGCCGUCGUCGUCACUGUUGCUGCUGCUUCUAUCGGUGUAGUGUUAAUCCUUUCAAGACAAACCACCCGCAGAAACACUUCUUUUUCUCCUUCUCACACCAUCGCUGUCUAUUGUCGCUACCGUUUAGUUAAAAAAUAACAAUUUCAAGAAAAAAAAACCAAAACAAAAAUGUUGACGAUCAAAUAAGCCGUGAAAAUAUGCGUCUAAUUUCCAAGAAAUAGAAAAACCCCAAUUCUAAUGUCUACUUAUCUGUGGGUGGUUUAGCAGCAGAAGAAGAACAACAACAGGAAGCUCCGUAGUACCAGAAUAGUGUGACGCGUGCACUCUGUUAAAACUCGUAAUUGCCAGCCACAAAAAGAAAGAAAAAAAAUCAUUACUAACCACAAGUACUAAUAACAAGUGAAAAGAAAAUCUAUCGAAACAAAAUUCAUAAAAAAAACCACAACCACACACCGUUAUAAAACAAAAAAAACAAGAGCAAACUACACAAUGCUGUAAAAAUAAUCGUUUGAAAUUGGUCCCUCCCCCUUCCCAAGAGACUGGGCUGGGAGGGACCAUCUAGGACAGGGAUUUCGCGCGCCGAAAGUCAAAGUGAAAAUAUACUGCAAGCAGGAAAAACCAUAAGUAAUUGUAUCAGUGAAAAGUGUGUCGAGAGAAGUUUAACCCCAACAUGCAUAAAAAAAAAAACAAACACACAUACACAGAGAGAGACACAAA